GAGGUACGAUGACAGCUGGACACUCCGCUUCACCGCUGGGGCUGAGUCCCUCUGCUCGGGCCCUUUCCCUCAGUUGUAGCUUGGGACCUGGCCUCUGUGGUGGCCUCUUCCCCAUUAGGGGAGGAUGUUUUCAGAGGCCUUUAACAGCUGCCUUUUUUCUUGAUGAGGUUUUGGGGUGUUUCCAGGGCCCCGGUGCCGUGCUGCUUUUCCCACACACCCCAGCCCCGAGGUCUGUCUUCAGCUCGCCCUGUGCCAGGCACUGGGGUCCAGCAGCGAGCAGGACAGACCUAGCCUCUCCCUCAGGCGGCCCCCUCCUGGUGGCUUGGCACAGUGGAUCUGGUGCAGCCGAUGCGAGGGGCACAGAUGUGCCUGCCCCAGUGCCAGGGGCACGGACGCGCUCAUCUGCACUCUCGUUAGUCAUCCGUGUCUUUAGAACUAGCGUCUAGAUCCUGGUACCCGGUCACCUUUUCCUGGCUUUCCUCUAAAGUGUCUCCUCUGUUCCGACUUCCCUCCAGAAGGCCGGCUUCCGUCCCGUGGCCGGAAGGUCACCAACAGGUUCUCUGGCUGUUUAAGGUCACUGAAGCAGAGUGAAGCCGGGGCCUGCUCUUCUGAACCAAGGCCCCUAUUCCUGACACUGUGUCGCAGGCCAGGGUCUCAGGAGCAGACGCUGAGACAGAUGUUGGGGCAUAGGAUGUGUGUUGAGGGCCAGCACCUGAGAUGGGAGCUGGGCUAAUGCGGGUCUGGGGAGGAGAAGGGCCAGCUCAGGUGGCCGGGCCAGCAGGGAGCCCGGCAGGAGAAUUCCUUCCUCACAGCCCUCCCACAUCAGGCCAAGCCGACUGGGACUCAUACGGCCUCGUGGGUCACCACAUGGGCUGCCUUGGGCAGCUAUGACUUGGUAAGGUGGCUCUUGGUGGGUUAAAGUAGGUGCCGCAGGAACCCGCGGGCUCAUCCGCUGGGUGCGCUGCCUGCCCCUGGGCUCCUGGACCACAGCCCACCGUGCACCGCUUAGCACUCAUGCCCUGAGGUGGGCGUGGCUCUGCCAGGCACGAAGAGAGAGAGAGAGGAGGCUCUGCGGCUGGCAGCGUCCCCCGCUCCAGCUACUGCUCCUGCUGAUGGUGUGGCUCGUCACAAGAGUCUGCGCCCCUGGUCGCUGACCCUACUAGGUUCUUCAUGAGCUUUCCGGCCUCCCUGUGGAGCGGGUGCCCUGCCUCCCGCUGAUAGUGUCCACUAUCCCCGCCAGCGUGGGGCCUCUGCUGGCUCCUGAAUGCGAGUUGUCCAACAUGCCCAGGAGACAACCGGGGUUUGUGACUUAGCAGGUCUCUGGCUGGGGCCUAGGGAACGGGGAGCCUUGGUGGUGACCACAUCCCCAACCCUGUAGGGCCCAGAGCUGUGAGGAUGGGCAGCAGGGUCCCCUGUGGGUCACCAGGAUGGAUGGGAAGUAGAGCUCCUGCCACCCCCGCCCCUUCCUAGACACUUGUCCCGGGGCCUGGUCCCCUGCACAGUCUGACACUUUGGCACUGUAUCGGGGUGGCCAUCGUUUCGUCCCUGGGUCUGUCCACGUACCAGCCUCGGGCUGCACGCAAACAAGACUGGCGGACUACCCGUGCCUGCCACAGGGGCCCUUCUAGCUUCCCUCCCUCCAGGCCACACCCGAAAGCUCUCCGUCGUGCGGUCAUGGGUGACGCUGCCAUCGGGGUGCCGUGGGGCGGAGGCAACCCACUGUGCCCCCAGUCCUACCCCUGCUCAGCCCCCAGUGCCCAGCUCCAUUGCUCCCGGUGCCGCCGGCCAUCACCUUACACCCGUCUGCCAGGCCAGGUCGUACACCCCGAGGGCUGUGAGGGGAUUCCCCGGGCUUGCCGUGAACCCCGUGCGGUACCCCUUCCUGCUACGGAGACCUCUGUCGCAGGGCCCGCCAACUCCCAGCUCUCAGCAGCAAGAUAGGGCCUGCAGCCCUCUUACCACCUAGCACGUAUGCUACAGAGGUCCCUGCUUCUGUGUGAUUUGCGGGCUGCGGGAUCCAGACGGCCACGCGUGUCGGGCUUCCUGUAGCGAGUGUGGAUGCUGAAGCCUGUCUCGUGCUGGGGCGGUCGCUUUCAGUUUGCCCACGUUACACCCCGAGAAUUCUCCGGAGCUGUCAGGCCUGCGCAUCUGUGGGGUCGUCAGCUCGCGGACUGCGAACUGGCACCUGGCGUCCUGUUGCGUGUAACGUGCGGGUGUCCCCAGCCUCCGGGCUCUAGUGACAGCUGGGGGCAAAGUGGCAGAGAUGCUGCUGUCUGCUUGCCAGACGGGGAUGCUUCCGGGUUGUAUUUUUCGAUUAGGUAGAAUGUGGGCUUACCAAACGUGUGGCUGCGUCACCCAUGCCCCGCACUCCAAGGGCCCGCCCCCACGCGCCCCGUUUUGUCCAUCUGUCGAGAUUCCCUUUGCCGCGUGACACUUCCCCAGGCCUGGGCUCUGAUGCCGCUGCUGUGUGCGUGCCUGGGCUAACCGCCUCCUGCCCCAGUCCGGCCCGCAGAGCUCAGUGCUGCUGGUCUGGUCCUCGGCGCCGCCCCUCCCUCCCUUCGGUGGCUGUUGCGUGGCUCCCGAGCAGUAUGGCCAUCGGCUUGCUGUCCAUACUGGCAUGUGAUCUGGCUAGCAUCCUUCCUCCACUUCCAGGGCUGUGUGGGGACACCCUAUCCUUCCCCUGCCCCCUCUCCACCAGCCACCAUCAGACCGACGAUCGUGGGCGGCUUUCAGGAGCAGAUGCUGAAGUGGGGUUUGGGGGCACGGUACCUGGGAAAUGACAGUGUUGCCCGAGGUCAGCAAGCUGUUCCCAAAGGCCUCCAGGGCCGCCUCACUCUGCCCUACCUUCUGCCCCCCAAAGGCGCCUCGGAAGGGCCUUCCAGUUGGCGGCUGGCCCUGGGGUGGCCAAGUGCCUGUGGCCCAGCACCCCCUUUCUGCCCCUCCCCAGUACUACGCGGAGUGCCACGGUGUCAUCUAUGUCAUCGACUCCACAGACGAGGAGAGGCUGUCCGAGUCCAAGCGAGCGUUCGAGAAGAUGGUCACGAGUGAGGCACUGGACGGUGUCCCCAUCCUGGUGCUGGCCAACAAGCAGGACGUUGAGACUUGCCUCUCGAUCCCCGACAUCAAGACUGCGUUCAGUGAUUGCACCUCCAAGAUUGGCAGGCGCGACUGCCUGACCCAGGCCUGCUCGGCCCUCACUGGCAAAGGGGUGCGCGAGGGCAUCGAGUGGAUGGUGAAGUGCGUCGUGCGGAACGUGCACCGGCCGCCGCGGCAGAGGGACAUCACGUAGGCAUGGCUGGUGCCUGCUGGUGCCCACAGCUCACCCCUGAGUGCCCGAGGAGCGCUCCUGCCAGCUCUGAGCCGCCAGGCCUGGGGGUCGGGUUUGCUUUGCUCUUGGUUUUUUCAGUUGCUUUGUUUUUUCUUUAAGACAAACGUUUCCCUGUGUCCGUAAAAGUGUGGGCAUGCAGAAGCCUCUGCUGAGGGGGAAUCGGGGCAGCAGGGCCAGGCUGGGUGCCACCAGGGGACCCCCACAAGACCCCUGCCAAGCCUGCUGGUGUUGGCGGGCCACCUGGCCCUUUGGAGCCGCCACCCCAGCAGUGUGGCCUGCCUGGCCCAGGGGGCGGAGGGGCACCUGUCUGGAAACGAGAUGCUCCAGAGCUGCUCUGUGCCGUUCACCCAUGGAGGAAGCUGGUGGGGCAAGUGUGUCUGUCCUCAGUCUCCGUCCCCUCUGGGCCUGGAGAUGGGUUGGGGGCUGGUGUCAUCUUGAGGGAGGAGGGAGACCUGGUCCACUUUGCUGGAGGCCAGCGGGGCCCUGGGUUCUGAUGCCUCAGAACAGGGUGGGGGAGAUCUGCCUGGGAGGCCCCGUGUCCUCUUCCGCUGGCCUCCCGUCCGGUCAGGGAGGGAGUGGCUGUUCCCUCUGAGCGUGUCUGCCACUGGUGCAGGACAGCCAGUCGCCAUUGUGGGGGGCACACCAGCAUGGGUGUUCCAAAGGCCAGCUAGGUUCCUGUGGAGCCCAGGCCAGUUGUGGGAUGGGCCUUGAUUUGAUUCCCAGUUGGAGGUGAGGGGUGGGGUCCCCAUCAGGUCUGGGGACGGGCUAAAAACCCAUUUCUGGGUCUGUGCCUGGAAACCGUCCCUCCGGGUGAGGCUGGUCCUUGGGACCCUCACCACAUGCCCCCUGUGGGAGCUGGCAAGACCCAGUGGGCCUAGCCCUGGGCAGGAGGCUGACUGGCCAGCACUGGGUGGAGUAUGCCAGAAAAUGGCAGUCUGAGUCGCUGCUGUCUGUUGUCCCUCCAGAACCCCAGGACUGGGUGGUGGGCUCCCAACUGUCUGGGCACAGUGACCACAGCACGAAGGGCUCCCAGGCUAGACCCAGGGCCUGUCUGGGCACCACCUUCCUGCUUCCGUGGGAGUGCCAGAGCCAGAACCCUGACCCUGCUAGACUACCCUCCCUCCCUCCCUCUGAGGUGGCAGCCUUGGAGGGCCUACUGAGAAAGGCUGAGUCAGGGCUGGGGGUGGGAAUGCAGGUGAGGUGACUCAUGGGGAGUCAUAGGCUGUGGGGUCCCCCCCCCCCUUUGGGACCUAUCAUGGGGAUCAGGCGCCAGGCUCCGGGGCUCACGGGAAGGGCUGGGAGUCGGCCAGGUUGUUCUGGAGCGCUCCAGCCCUCAUCUGAGCCUUCCUGUGGGGAAAAGCCGUGUUUCCCAGAAAGCACAUGGGAUUCACCCGGCCUAGGGGAGGUCCUUGGCUGGUCCCCUCCGGGGAAAUUCCCUGCCUGCAGGGACUGGGUGGAGCUCAAGUGGAGGGGCAGGGUGAGGGGGAAGGGUCUCUUGGCAGCCCAGGUUAGUGUUGGCCGGUCCAAGCUGGGUCCUAUUCCACGGCAAGAGCCCCUAGACUGGGUAGGACCCUCACGACACUCCCCCCCCCCCCCCAGCUGUCCUACGCACAAAGCAUGACUCGGGGUCAUGGGACGAGCCUCAGGGAUCUCCACUGUGCCCACAGCCAGAAGGGAUGCACCUGCCACCCGCUGGCCCUCUCUGACAGUCCUUCCCACCGAGGGUCUAUCCCACUUGGGGUGACCAGCAGCCAGAGGAAGCAUGGGACGCUACAAAGCCCGUGCAGGUGUUUGUUUCCCCACCAGGUGUGCCCGCCAGCACCCGGUAGACAUGGCACAAAGUUUCAUACGAUCCGUUUUAUAACGGCUUUAUAAAAAAUAAACUUUGUUACUGUAA
This is a messenger RNA of Herpailurus yagouaroundi (jaguarundi), 5225 nucleotides long. It is a transcript of the gene ARFRP1, whose product is annotated as ARF related protein 1. NCBI's taxonomy places the organism in Eukaryota, Metazoa, Chordata, Mammalia, Carnivora, Felidae. Gene Ontology annotation, cellular component: Golgi apparatus. Gene Ontology annotation, biological process: Golgi to plasma membrane protein transport; protein localization to Golgi apparatus; intracellular protein transport. Bases 2777 to 3289 code for a protein of 170 amino acids. The record is from RefSeq and is a predicted model, not a curated record. The transcript has 4 exons. Gene Ontology annotation, molecular function: GTPase activity; GTP binding.